GCUGAACGUCACGUAUUCGUGACGUCACCGGAGGCCUAUUAGCAACUUGGAACUAGCAGCAAGAGGGAUACCUGCUCGUGAAGUAUCGAAAAUGGGAAACACAAGCAGUGAGCGACCCGUUCCCCACAAGGUGCGGAGUGAUAGUACUGGGGCAGCGACUAAAGGGGAAGACAGAGCUAAAAUAUUGAUGGAUAGCCCUGAGGAUGCGGACAUGUUCCCUGCGGAGGAGAGUAAGGGUUCCACAGAAAAGGAUGAGUUUCUGGCUUGGCAGCAUGAUUUAGAAGUAAAUGAUAAAAUGCCUUCUCAAGCCAGACCAACUGUAUUCCGCUGGACUGGAGGCGGCAAAGAAAUCUAUUUAUCAGGGACCUUUAACAACUGGACAAAAAUUCCACUUAUAAGAAGCCACAACAACUUUUUUGCAAUAUUGGAUCUUCCAGAGGGAGAACAUCAGUACAAGUUCUUGGUCGAUGGCCAGUGGACCCAUGAUCCAGCAGAGCCAGUAAUUACAAAUCAGCUGGGCACUGUAAACAACAUUAUCCAAGUUCAAAAAACAGACUUUGAAGUAUUUGAUGCCCUAAUGGUGGAUUCUCAAAAAGGCUCUGACAUAUCAGAUUUAUCCAGCUCUCCCCCUGGACCUUACCAGCAAGAUCCAUAUAACUGUAAACUAGAGGAACGAUUCAAAACACCUCCUAUCCUUCCACCACAUUUGCUUCAAGUCAUUCUUAAUAAAGACACAGGCAUAUCAUGUGACCCAGCAUUGCUUCCAGAACCUAACCAUGUGAUGUUAAAUCAUCUCUAUGCCCUUUCAAUUAAGGAUGGUGUGAUGGUGCUAAGUGCAACCCACCGUUACAAGAAGAAAUAUGUUACCACAUUGCUAUACAAACCAAUAUGAUCGAUGCUAUGGAUUUUCUUCACUUUUUUUUUUUUUUUUUUUACCUGUAAAGUGCAUUAAAUAUUUAAAAAGCUAUAUUAUGUACAACCAAAUUCUGUCUGUCAAACUUUUAAACAAUUAUAUGUAAUAAUAAUCUGA
This is a messenger RNA of Xenopus laevis (African clawed frog), 1030 nucleotides long. It is a transcript of the gene prkab1.L, whose product is annotated as protein kinase, AMP-activated, beta 1 non-catalytic subunit L homeolog. Lineage: Eukaryota; Metazoa; Chordata; Amphibia; Anura; Pipidae. The transcript is spliced from 7 exons. The coding region runs from base 92 to 892 and encodes 266 amino acids. The record is from RefSeq and is a predicted model, not a curated record.